AAAAAAAGAAAAAGAAAAAAGUAGAAUUACCACUGUACCAUUUCCGGUUAUAACAAUAGCCCCACAGAUAUAUCACGUGCCUACAGCUGAUUGGCCCACUUACCGCUAGAGCAACGUAUUUAUCCUACGCGUGCCCGCACUUUGCCCAUCCCCUGUUAAACUAUAUAAGUCCCCAGACCCCCGCCACCGAGCGGCCACCGAAUCCGGCCAAUCUCAGCCGCUGGCCGAGCAAUUCGUAUCUCAAAAACCCUCACCCCACCGCACCGUAAAACGACAUGACAUCAAUCUCGCCGCAAAACCAUGCGUCCGCCUCCGCGCGAGAGGAAUCUCUCCGCCUAUUGCCCUCAUCCGGCGCCGUCUCCACCAGGACGGCGGAGCCCGACGACGAGGAGGCGGCGUUCGAAGCCGGCGAGAAGAUCCCGAUCGGCGGCGACGGAUUCGAGCUGGAAUCUCCGGAUUGCGCAGCGGCGCCGCCGUUCUCGUUCCGGAAGCUGUGGCUGUUCACCGGCCCGGGAUUCCUGAUGAGCAUAGCGUUCCUGGAUCCGGGGAAUUUGGAGGGGGAUCUCCAGGCGGGGGCCGUCGCCGGGUACUCGCUGCUGUGGCUGCUGAUGUGGGCGACGGCGAUGGGGCUGCUGAUCCAGCUGCUGUCGGCGAGGAUUGGGGUGGCGACGGGGCGGCACCUGGCGGAGCUCUGCCGGGGAGAGUACCCGUAUUGGGCGGGGAUUGUGCUGUGGUUCAUGGCGGAGGUGGCCCUCAUUGGGGCGGAUAUUCAGGAGGUGAUUGGGAGCGCUAUUGCGAUCCAGAUUUUGAGCCGCGGUGUGCUGCCAAUUUGGGCUGGUGUGCUAAUUACUGCUUCUGAUUGCUUUAUGUUUUUACUUCUUGAGAACUAUGGAGUGAGGAAGUUGGAAGCUGUGUUUGCAGUUCUGAUUUCGACUAUGGCUCUAUCAUUUGCUUGGAUGUUUGCGGAUGCCAAGCCUAGCAAAACCCAACUUUUAAUUGGACUCUUGGUCCCAAAACUCAGCUCGAGGACAAUCCGCCAGGCAGUAGGCGUUGUGGGCUGCGUGAUAAUGCCACACAAUGUGUUUCUACACUCUGCCUUAGUACAGUCGAGAGAAAUCGACCCCAGAAAGAGUGGUCAAGUCCAAGAGGCCCUCAACUACUACUCGAUUGAGUCCACGGCUGCACUCGCAGUCUCUUUUAUGAUCAACUUAUUUGUCACAACUGUUUUUGCGAAGGGAUUUUUCGGAAGUGAACAGGCAAGCAGUAUAGGCCUUGUUAACGCGGGCCAGUAUUUGGAGGAAAAAUAUGGUGGUGGGAUUUUUCCAAUACUUUACAUAUGGGGGAUAGGGUUAUUAGCGGCUGGGCAGAGUAGCACUAUCACAGGAACUUAUGCUGGGCAGUUCAUAAUGGGAGGUUUUCUCGAUUUACGGCUUAAGAAGUCGGUUAGGUCUUUGAUCACGAGGAGUUGUGCGAUUGUGCCGACUAUGGUGGUGGCUUUGAUUUUUAAUAAAUCCGAGUCGUCCCUGGACGUGUUGAACGAGUGGCUUAAUGUGCUGCAGUCGAUGCAGAUACCUUUUGCGCUUAUUCCGCUUUUGACCCUGGUGUCGAAGGAGGAGCUGAUGGGAGUAUUUAAGAUUGGCCCUAUGCUUGAGAGGGCUGCUUGGACGGUAGCUGCACUAGUGAUGGUGAUUAAUGGAUAUCUUUUGCUCCAUUUUUUCGUCUCUGAAGUUAAUGGGCUGUUGUUUGGCUUCCUAGUCUCUGCUGGAACUGCAGCUUAUGUAGCAUUCGUGGGUUCAUUGGACAUGUCAAGUUCUCGACCUCAAAGUAAAGGCCUGAUUAUGGAAAAUACCCAAGUUUUAGCCUAUGUGCAAAAAUCCUGGCUUGACCAAGCAAUCUCGAACUUCACGCUGAGGAGGCUUCUUUUACCUCUAGCUAAAUGGGCAACAGAGCAGACUCAGCUGCAAAAUGUAUGUAUCAUUUGUACUCUGGACUCAACUAAUUCGAUUCACGCCAUCGGUUUUACCUCUGCUUCAUCUCCUCCAAACAUCGCCUCAGCCACCCAAGAUUUUAGCAACAAAUCAUCCUUCAAAGCCAAACACUCCAACACUGACGGCUAA
Striga asiatica is the source of this 2117-nucleotide messenger RNA. The record is from the annotation of a GenBank genome assembly. NCBI's taxonomy places the organism in Eukaryota, Viridiplantae, Streptophyta, Magnoliopsida, Lamiales, Orobanchaceae.